AUGAAGUUGAUGAUACAGAAGAAGAAGAACAUUUACAUUUCACAAACGACAAAAAAGGGACACACGUCAAAAGCUCCAUGUGAAGCGCUACUCACUCCAAGAGAGCUUCACCCUCCUUCUUAUCAUUCAUACAAUAAACGACGAAGCGUUUCAGAGAUCGAUAUGGGUUUCGUUGUCACCUCGCUGAUCUUCCUCGUCGUCGGAAUCAUCGCGUGCCUUUCUACGAGAAUUUGCUUCAACAAAGGACCUUCUUCUAAUCUAUUUCACCUCACUCUGGUCCUUACUUCUACAAUAUGCUGCUGGAUGAUGUGGGCAAUUGUAUAUCUGGCACAGAUGAACCCACUCAUAGUUCCCAUCUUGAGUGAUGGUGAAUAG
Vicia faba (fava bean) is the source of this 375-nucleotide messenger RNA. The record is from the annotation of a GenBank genome assembly. Lineage: Eukaryota; Viridiplantae; Streptophyta; Magnoliopsida; Fabales; Fabaceae.